Messenger RNA from Daktulosphaira vitifoliae (grape phylloxera), 2532 nucleotides. Its product is annotated as homeobox protein B-H1-like. The transcript is spliced from 3 exons. Gene Ontology annotation, biological process: regulation of DNA-templated transcription. Gene Ontology annotation, molecular function: DNA-binding transcription factor activity, RNA polymerase II-specific; DNA binding. The record is from RefSeq and is a predicted model, not a curated record. NCBI's taxonomy places the organism in Eukaryota, Metazoa, Arthropoda, Insecta, Hemiptera, Phylloxeridae. The coding region runs from base 365 to 1405 and encodes 346 amino acids.
CUGCGCACCUACCGACAUCACCACUAGGUCUGUCGAUCGUCCACGUUGUUCUGACCGCACACAUUCACACACCGUUCGCCAGCGUAACUCGUCGUCAUUGCCAGACGUACGGCUCUCGACGGUUGUCGACCAUACACACACUGUAAUCGUGUUUGUUUUUUUAUUAAUAUUUUAUCAUACGGUUUGCUGUGAUCCCGGCGAACACGUCGUUCACAUUUUCCAUUAGUGCGGAUUUCUCGUGACGUUUACGACGGCGACGCUCGACUGUACGCGCGCGCCGCACGGGCCAACGGUGUCCGGACGUGGUGGCACGACGUUUCUUCAGUGGCCGAUCGGGCUCGCUGCGGUGGCCGCAGACCAUAGGAUGACCGUGCACGACCUGACAGCCGCUUCUGCUGCAGCCGGUGGUACAAUGCCGCUCCAUCACCUGGGCAGAUCCAGGUUCAUGAUUACCGACAUACUGUCGGACAGCGGCCGCGGGAACGGUUCGCCGGUUUCGCCGGCCUCGUCCACGGACGGGCCCAGGGAUCUAUCGUUGCACGGCCGCUCUUCCGGUGCAAGUUUGGCGGCCGGAAACAACAACGGCGGUAUCGGUUCAGGCAUUGGCCACGUGAAUGACUCGGACUUGAGUGACGACCACGAAAGUGGCACUGAUAGCGGAUUGCCCGGCGACAACUCAUCGGUCUGCUCUAAUGGUCACAGAGACGAAGACGGAAGGAAUUCAGGUUCGAACUUGAGCAAAAAACAAAGAAAGGCCAGGACGGCGUUCACCGACCAUCAGCUACAAACGCUCGAGAAGAGCUUCGAAAGGCAAAAGUACUUGAGCGUCCAGGACCGCAUGGAAUUGGCCGCCAAACUGAACUUAUCCGACACGCAAGUCAAGACCUGGUACCAAAACAGAAGGACCAAGUGGAAACGACAAACAGCAGUUGGUUUGGAAUUGUUGGCCGAGGCUGGCAACUAUGCCGCUUUCCAACGGCUCUACGGAGGACCGCCGUACGGCUGUUGGCCUUAUCCAGGAGGUGCCGCAGGGGCGGGUGGUAGUGGCUCUGGCCCCGGCAGCGCCCCGUCGGCCGCCGACUUGUAUUACCGACAAGCCGCCGUAGCCGCAGCGGCCGUAUCCACGCUACAGAAGCCGUUGGCGUACCGACUGUACCCGGGUAUGGCCGGCGGUCCUGGAGCCGGUGGACACCAUAUACCGCCACCGCCACCGCCGACUCUGGCGCACCCACUUUACUACGGUGUCCAUCACCCCGCAGCGAUGCCACACAUGCCAGGCGGCCGCAGCCCGACACCUGAACCGCACAGGUCUGCCCACGCUUCCCCCAGGUCCAUGGACAGCAGGCCCGGGUCCGUAGACGUUGAAGACGAUCGUUCUAUCGACUCGCCCACUGUGGACGUCUAAUACACGAUCUGCACGCAACCAUCACGGGGACACAACACACAAACACACACAUACACACCAUUACCUAGUCGUCGUUUUUCUCCUUAGUUUUAAAACAUUGUACUUAAUGUUUUUUUGUAUGUUACAACUGUACAUUAUUAUCAUUUUGCGUUUUAUUAUUAUUGUAUACUCUCUAAAGUAUUUCGUCGACCGGAAGCCGCAAUUUUUUAAUUGUACCGUACGAGUACAAAAAUACAUUGACUUAUUAUAAUUUACAUUUAAUCUCAUCGCUUUUACCGCGAAAUAAAAGUAAAAAUUAUAUCGAUUAAUGAAUUAUUAAUAUCGUUUAUAGUGAAAAAUAUCGCAAUUUAAUUAUUCAUGUACCGGUUGUGAGUUGUUCAAUAAUAAUAAUACAUACUCUUGUUUUUGUUACUGAGUAGUUCAUAGUUAUUUUUGUAAAUAAUAGAAAGCAUUGGUGUAUUAUUAGAGACUUAAACGGCCGAUUCUCAUUUUGGACGUUCUGUUCAAAUAAUAUUAAAUAAAUUAUGAAAACUCUGCUUACAACUUUAAUGAUUAAUAAUAGAUUAUAAAUUAUUUUAAUUAAUUAAACGGAUAGAACAAAUUGAAAAAAAAACACAUUUUUUUUUUAUUUAUUUAUAUAUUAGGCUGUUAAGUAUAUACAUAGUAUUAUUAUUUAUAUAUAUAUAUAUGACAAAAUGUAAUAUGUUAUAUACGUAACAAAAUAAAAUUGUGCAAUGUUAUAUGUAAUUAGGCAUAUGUAUUUUUUAAUAUAAAAAUAGUUGUUUAGGUUAUAGAGAUCAGUACGUGUAGUCAAGUCGAUUUGACAGUGCCAAAAAAUUAGUGCAAAAUUUUGAACGCUUCGUUAUAAUUAUUUAUGUACAUUAUUUACUGUUACUAUAUUAUAUACAUCAUAUGUACGCCACGGGGAAAUAUCGUUUUCCAACCGACAUAAACUCUAUGCGAGUGCAAACUGGUCGUACUUACCUAUUCUAUUUACAAUAUUAUAAGUAUUCGAUGUACUAUUUCUAUAUAUAUAUAUAAAUAUGAGUAUAUUAUUUAUAUACAUUUAUUGAUCCGAUUGAACGUGUAAAUAUUUAAAUUUUCGUUACAUCAAAAAUAAAUAAUAU